GGUUACAUCAUGUCUCUUUACCUUGUGAUAGGAAACUUUUACUCCCACCAGUGUAACGUAACUAAAUACAUGUACGCAAGUACUGCACUUCUCAUAUUUGAGGGGCUUUACUGGAGGAGCUCCAUUCGCUGGUAGGCAGCUUAACUCCACUACAUUCCAAAGGGAAGUACAGGACAUGAACAUUAAUUUUAUAUUUACCAAUACAACCCAGCAGCAUGAAGUAGGGAUGUUAAUGAUUAAUGAGUAAUCGAUUAAUCGCCCCUAAGUAUUUUUAACCGAUUAAAAAUAUAUCAGACAACAAUCAGUGAUGGGCACAAAUUCUUCAGAAAGUCUCAUGUUUUUUUCUUAUCAAAUUUAUCAAAAUAAAACACAAAAUACUAGAAUGAAGUAGUGCAUGUCGUUGAAAUACACUGAAAUGCCAUUUAAAAUUACAUAAAUGAAGUCAUUAUCGUAUGCUGUGUUUGUGUUUUAUGUAGCUUGUCAUUCUAAGUAACUUGGAGUUUACUUAAUUUGUUAUUUUAACUCCUGGUGCAGCCUUCUCUGAUUCUGAUAUUUCAUCAAAUGUAGACCAUGUCAGUGGUUCAAACAUAUCCUUAAUGAUUAAUCGAUUAACUCAUUGCUAAGGCAGCUGAUCAUCAAGUAUGAAAAAAAGGUGGGGAAAAAAAGUUAUAUCUCUGGUAUGAACAGAUGAAACGAUUAGUCCAACAAGAACACAACCUGACCCCUGACACAUUAAGUGAUAUGACUGAAUAAGAUAUUUUUAAGUGUUUUUUAAACCCCAGAUUAUGUCUAGUAUGUGUUGCAUCAUUGUGCAGCCUCAGACAUCUAGCAGUUAUCACCCUUUGCCACUAGAUGGCGGUAUAUAAAUGGGAGAAGUGCCUUUCGGUUUUCAGUGGGAUCAUGUGUCUUCGGUUCACAGCCACUUGGAUGUUGCUGUUACUGUGGGUGUUAAUCAGAUCCACUUGUGUUUGCUGGUUUUGGAUAAUGUUGAGGUAGAAAACAGUUUCUAACAGAUACAAAGCUAUUGAGAUCAUCAGAUCAUCAGCGACUGAUCAGAAGCAUUGAUUGGAGCUCUGUUUUCAAGACUAAAUCAUCACACUGAGAUGACUGCAGUUCACAUAUAUCCUUUAGGGUGCACAGUUAGACAAACUUUGUUUGUAUCCUGUCUAUAAAGAGAGUAAAGGGCCGGUCACAUCACCGUCACACCAAGGUACACAAUGCCUAGUGCAGUGUAAGCAGUUGGGCGAGCAGAGAGCCAGAGCUGUGCUGUGUGGAAAAUGCUAGUGGAGGCAGACAAUGCACUGGUCCGAGGCCUGACCAGCCCUCAGAGGGACAGGGGUCGCCUCACUGCGACAACAGCCCCCGUCUCCCUCCCUACUUUUUCUUUUUUUGAGCUACCACAGCAUGGGCUCGGGGAGGACGCUGAAGUUUGCCCUGUGCGAGGUGCUGCAGUUUGCAGGCCUGUGUGUGCCACUUUUCAUCGUCAUGCAGAGGUUCGCCAUCAUCGUAGCAAAGGUCAAAGCCUCGGCGCAGCCCCCUGGCGACGGCACCACGGCUUACUGGUUGAUCGUGGCCUCCUCCAUCGCCUAUGUCACCUCUACUGCCCUGCUGGUCUGGGUGCCCUUGAAGUACAUGGUCUUCAUGAAGAAGAAGUUCCUCAUUGGGAGGAAGAAGUGGAGGCCUGUGGCCCUCGUAUAUGUGAUCCUGUCCACACUACCCUGCUUUGCCUUUCUCAUCGCCAGCUCUGAGGUUCAGAUAAAUAACAACAUGAAAAGUGACACGUUCACGGAGCUCCCCGUAUCACUAGUCCUCUUCUCUCUCAUCUGUAUUGACGUUGUGGAGAGGAUACGCCACUGUAGACUGACCGGCCAGGCCAAUGACUUGGAGAGAGAUGCUGACAUCCCCUCCACUGUCCUCACACAUGUGGAACAGGUAACACCAGUAGCUCCCAUCACUCCAGCUGCGCCGGGGCCAGCUGUGCCCGGGCAAGCAGGGCCAACUCCUACGCAACCAGGAGCGAACCAGCUCAAUGACAGGAACCAGAACGGAGCAGGGGCUCGGCCGGAGACCAACGGGACAGUCCCUGGGAUACCGGCGAAUCCCGGGAGACCGUUUAGUAUCUCUGGAUUAAGCUCACGAUCAGCAAGCACCACAGCGUACCGCAUACCUCCGUACGCCUACACGGGUCCGCUGAGGUUCCUGUGUGCCAGCGAUGCCCGAGCGGAUGUAUUUGUGGACAGCUUUAUGUUCUGGAUGGACACAGUGGAGAUGGUGAGGGUGGCAGGACACCCCCUGGUCUACUACUCAGGCUGGGUGUUCCCCAUCUAUAUCUUCAGCUACCUGUCUUGCCUGCGUGUGGUGGUCAUGCCCCACAGCCCCCUGCUUUCCUCACUAGGAGUGGCCGUACAGGACUUACCCUUCUUCUUCGUGCGCGUCGGCCUCAUUGCCUUCUUCGGCUUUGUCACGCCGCUCCUCUAUCUGAUGAAGAACCUGUUGGUCUGCCUGGCCUUCGUCUACUUCAACUUUAUGACCAAGCUGAGGGUCUUCAACACAGAGAGGAUGUUCUUUUGAGACCAACACUUCAAGCAAAGACAGUGAAACACCACGACAUCUUGUAGUAGUCGGCACAAUCAGGAAGUGUAGGAUGCUAGGAUUCAGGAUGUGGUUGCACCAGCUCUUCGCAAAGUUAGUUAGCGUAUAACUUGAGAUUUUAUAAAGCAGAGAAUCACUAAAUAAAACAGGUUGGACAACACAAUACUUUAGCUUCCAUAAAUAUGUUUAACCAGUGCAAAGAUUAUAACUGUUAUGUGGGUUCACAACUGAACUAGCUAACUAACGUUAGCUUUUACAUGAGACACGAUAAAAGGUUGUUUGAAGAAGAUUUUAAAAAAACAACAGAAUAACACGAAGUGGUAAAUGUUAGUGGUAAAUAGUCAUGAAUUUAAAACCGGUAACUUACGCAGAGAAACUUUGGAGAGUUUAGACCUGUUAGGCACUGUUAGCUAACUGAACUCGCUAACUGGCAUAACUUGCGUAAGCUUGCUAACGCUGCAGCCGCAACAUUUAGGUUACCAUGAUCUUAAACGCCCUACUUAUUCCAAAAAUGCAUGAAUACUACUAUUUUACUUAUCGUUUGGCCCCAUAAAAACAAAAAACCCCAAAAUGAUUUUUACUACUUCUACCACAAACUAAGACAUUCCUUAAGUUCUAAUGGUCCAACUCAGUUUAGUAAAUUACUAACUAGCCAAAAACAUUCAAAGAAAUCCAAACGUAAACUUUAGCAAAUGGGCUAAAGAAAAGCUGGUACAACCAAACCAAAGUACGAAUUUGGGUAUGUGACACAGAAGAUUUAUUUUUUAUUAAAAUGCAUCAUGGUACUUUUCACAGGCCAAAAGGGAGCUCUUAGGCAAUGUUUUCCCAAUGUGUCAAAUAACUGUUGUGUUGUAAAUUAUAUACCUUCACGUACAAGUAAACUUUUUUUUUUUUUUACCCCUCAAUACCCCUCCCCCUCACCAAGCAUGGCACUUUGGGAAUGUACCUGUAAUGUCACUUGAGAUUUUUUGGAAGACUUUUUUUCUACCAUCAUAAAGUGCGGUGAAUAUGUAAAAGCAUAAAUCCAUGUUGUUUAUAUUAGGUUUUUCUUUGCCAAGUUAUUUUCACAGAAGAAAAACAAAGUGUGAGUUUGUAUCACUGAUACAUAUAUUUUGGUAAGAUUAAUAAAGAAAAUCAUUAAAAUAUAUGUUUAAAGUGUCACUAGUAUGAUUCAUGUAUGCAGAAUAUACUGACAUGAACU
This is a messenger RNA of Acanthopagrus latus (yellowfin seabream), 3793 nucleotides long. Its product is annotated as transmembrane protein 236-like. The record is from RefSeq and is a predicted model, not a curated record. The transcript has 4 exons. Lineage: Eukaryota; Metazoa; Chordata; Actinopteri; Spariformes; Sparidae. Bases 1405 to 2571 code for a protein of 388 amino acids.